AUGUCCAAUCCACGACCAAGCGAGCACCUCACCAUCGGCUACCCGCCGCAGGGUCUUUCUGCUCAGGGCCGCUCGAACUCGCCCACCACCACUUCACCGAACGACCCGCAGUCUGCGGGUAGCACCCUUCGAUCGCCCUUCGGUCUGUCUCCGGGUCUGACAUCAAGCUCCAAAAUGUCGGGGGCCUCGCGCUCCGGUAACGGCUCGCCCUCACACGAGAUGGCAGCUUCGGGGCGCUUGUAUACUAAGCGAGCCCGAGAAAUUCAAGCCCAGGAAGGCGUCCCCGGAUUGCCUUUGAACCCAUGGGGUGGUCCUCCCACCAGCGGAAACUCGACGCCCCUCCGCGAGAACAUUCCCGAGUCACCUACCGACGGCUUCCCAGACUUCGCCCAGCUGCCCACCCCGGACACCCUGCCCCAGACACGGCGAGCCAGAGCCGGCACACUCCCCUCUAGAUUCUCCCCCAACACCGCUGGCAAUGCUCUCCUCGGCAUCCCAGCAUUGGCCUCCAAAACCUCGCGCCCAAGCCCUUCGCAGACCCCAUACAAGUCGCCGUCGCCCGGCCUCGAAGCUCCGGGCGACCUCUCCAAUGCGUCCACCCUACUCUCGAGGCUACGCGCUGGCUCUAUGCCCCAGCGGAGCCCGUUCGCUCAUGCACCUGGGACUAGCUCUCCCUUCGGUCCCUCUAUCUUCAGCAGUUGGAACCCCAGUGGGAGAGAGAGGGGUAACACGUUGGCCAGCAUUGCGAGCUUGGGGUCUAACGGGCCUAGUUCUCCUGCCCAGUCUCAGUUCUCCCGCGAGGGGAACGGCGAGACAGACGUCCAUAUGAGGACACUGGACUACCUUGGCCUGGCCGAGACCCCACAGCCUGCCCGUGCCCAGCUGGCGACCGGGCCCUACAUGCCCAACUACGCUGACUUUAGCAAAGCCGCGAACCGCUUCCGGUCCUACUCGGUCAACAACAAGGACAAAUAUGCGGAUGAAGAAGAGGAUGAGUACGACGCCGACGCCCUGUCGUACAUGGAGAAUCAUUAUGCGCAGCUCCAGGACCAGCUCGCUGCCACGAAUGCGGCCAUCCACAGCCACAACCUCGCUGUGCAGGCUUUUGCAAACCAGGCCGCCCGUCCUCGUGCGCGUACUGCGGGUGUUUUGGAAACUCCACCGUCACGCCUCCUCCGCAACUAUCUCCCGACCGCCUCGAGGCUUGAUAGCUCGUUUACCGCGGCCGAAAUCCAAAUCCCGGAUGAGAAGGCAUUUGACGACCUCCCGCAGGCCAUUGCUGGGAUGUCACUGGGGAGGUCGAACAGCCGGAACAACGGUCUCCUCGGGGCGGACGAGCAGGGUUUGGAAGGCCCCACAAGCGCCUUGUGGCUCGGCAGCAUCCCCACGUCGACCACAACCUCGACGCUAACCGAGAUGUUCAAGACCUACGGGCCCAUCGUGUCUGCCAGGGUACUGACCCACAAGAACUGCGGGUUUGUGAACUUUGAGCGCGUGGACAGCGCCAUGGCCGCUAAGGCGAACAUGAAUGGAAAGGAGAUCUUCCCAGGCGCAGGUCCGAUUCGCAUUAACUUUGCGAAGCCGCCUUCCAGCACGGGAACGCCCGGCCACGAUGGCGCUGUUCCUUCGCCGAGCCCCGACCCAUUCUCCAAGUCCCAAGAGGGUGGCCAAGGCGCCGGCGCUGGGGUAUCGGGCGAAGGCGGCCUUGCUGCCGUCCAGGGGAACGUCACCCCUACCGUGCCGCCCCUCCACGAGAUGACGGGCGAUAUCCUGCAGAUUGUCCAGCAGUUUGGGGCGACGGAGGAAGACAGCUUCCGCAUCUCGGUGGGUCUGCAACAGGCAAUCCAGUACAACACGUUUGUGGACGAGAUCCCGCCCAUCAAAGAGCCUGCCCACACCCGGAUCCAUGACGCGCCGAAGCUGCGAGAUAUUCGCAAGCGCAUCGACAACCAGUCGCUGUCUCAGCAGGAGAUUGAGAACAUCGCGAUGGAGAUGCUCCCUGAGAUUGCGGAGCUGUCGUCGGACUACCUUGGGAACACUGUCGUGCAGAAGCUGUUUGAACACUGCUCGGACGCCGUACGCGACUCGAUGCUAGCCGAGAUAGCACCUCACAUGGCCGAGAUCGGUGUGCACAAGAACGGGACGUGGGCGGCGCAGAAGAUCAUCGAUGUCUGCAAAACGCCGCAACAGAUGAACCUGAUCGUACAGUACCUGCGGCCAUACACCAUUCCGCUGUUCCUUGACCAGUACGGCAACUAUGUUCUACAAGGGUGCCUCAAGUUCGGGUCCCCUUACAACGAUUUCAUCUUCGAGACCAUGUUGAGCAGGAUGUGGGAGGUUGCGCAGGGGCGAUAUGGCGCGCGUGCCAUGCGUGCUUGCUUGGAGAGCCACCAUUCUACCAAGGACCAGCAGAGGAUGCUGGCCGCCGCGAUCGCCCUGCACAGUGUGCAGCUCGCUACCAAUGCUAACGGCGCGCUGCUGCUGACCUGGUUCCUCGACACCUGCACGUUCCCGCAGCGCCGGACCGUACUAUCGCCCCAGCUCGUCCCCUACCUCGUGCAUCUCUGCACGCACAAGGUCGCGUAUCUCACAGUCUUGAAGGUUAUCAACCAGAAGGCCGAGGCCGAGGCCCGGGACACCAUCCUCAAGGCCCUCUUCUUCACCCCGAAGGAUCAGGUCCUGGAAGCCAUACUGAGCGACCACGCCUGUGGAGCAACCCUGAUCUUCAAAGUUUUGACCACGCCGUUCUUUGACGAGACCAUCCGUAACCAAGUCGUGGAAACCGUCAAAACGGUCCUCGUUCGCAUCAAGGCCCAGCCAGGCCAGGGCUAUAAGCGGUUGAUGGACGAAGUUGGCUUGUCAACGCGUAGCAGCGGCAGCGGCAGUGGGGGUGGUGCUUCUCGGGAGCACGGUGGUGCCGAUCGGCAACGGCCUGGGUCUCGCCAGACCGUUAACCAGCCGCCGCCACAGCUACAGCCGCAUCAGCAACAGCAACAACAUGCUCAACAGCAGCCUGGGCAGUACGGUGGCGGUGCUAACCCGCAGCAGUACUACAACCCGCUCAGCGCCGGCGCCGGCGCCCCCGGUUACGACAUGGCUUACGGGGUCCCCCGUAGCAGCGAGGGUAUGGACCAGUUCCCUGCUUUCAACGCCGGCAACCCCAUGUUCAACGCUGGCAACGCCCCCAUGAACCCCAACGCUCUGCAACAGAUGCAGUACCAGCAGAGUAUGAUGUCCCGCGGUGCUCCGCCCCCGCCCAUGAACAACUACUUCCCCGGGAUGCAAGCCGGUGGCUAUGGCGGCUUCCAAAACGCUGCUAGCCCUGCCAUCGAACAGUACCGCACCAACCAGCCUCUAGCUAACGGAAGCCCCAUCCCGCAAACCGCGCAGCUCCCAGCAGGCGCCGGUCAGCAGGCUCCCUUUGGCGGUGCCCCUGGUGGAUUCGGCAACAUGCCUAUGCCACCCCCCGGCAUGGGUGGGUUCCCGGGGUAUGGCGCGCCUCCGGGAGGUGCUGGCGUCUAUCUGCCGCCACCGCAGCAGCCUGAGCAAGUCAACGCGAGGCAGCGGGGUGGUCGUGUCGGCCGUAGCCCUCAACCUAACGGUCGGCAGCGGCACCAGUGA
Molecule: messenger RNA, 3621 nt
Organism: Dichotomopilus funicola
Lineage: Eukaryota; Fungi; Ascomycota; Sordariomycetes; Sordariales; Chaetomiaceae
Exons: 3
Coding region: 1-3621 (1206 amino acids)
Biological process (GO): nuclear-transcribed mRNA catabolic process, deadenylation-dependent decay
Molecular function (GO): RNA binding
Source: RefSeq, a predicted model, not a curated record